ACUCACGGCACACUGGACCCACGAGGAGGCAUGGCCUCCACAGAGUCCCGGGGUGGGGCUGAGACUACAUUUCCCAGCGUGCCCCGGGGCCGCUUCCGGCCGCCAUGUUGGCAGUGAGGGGCUCCCUCAGCGCUGACGCGGCCGGAGGAGCGCGGCCGGGAGGGGACGAUGAGGCUCCUGCCGCUCGCCGUGCUCGCCCUGUGCUCCGUGGCUCGCUGUGAGGACGGCGCCAGGCUCUUGGCCUCCAAGUCGCUGCUGAACAGAUACGCGGUGGAGGGCAAGGACCUGACUCUGCAGUACAACAUCUACAACGUGGGCUCCAGUGCGGCUUUGGAUGUGGAGCUGUCGGAUGAUUCCUUCCCUCCGGAAGAUUUUGGCAUCGUCUCGGGAAUGCUCAACGUCAAGUGGGACAGGAUCGCUCCAGCCAGCAACGUGUCCCACACCGUGGUGCUGCGGCCUCUCAAAGCUGGAUACUUCAACUUCACCUCGGCCACAAUCACCUACGUGGCGCAGGAGGGGGGACAGGUUGUGGUUGGUUUCACCAGUGCUCCAGGGCAGGGAGGGAUCUUGGCCCAACGGGAGUUCGACAGGAGGUUCUCCCCACACUUUCUGGACUGGGCAGCUUUUGGUGUGAUGACCCUGCCCUCCAUUGGCAUCCCCCUGCUGUUGUGGUACUCGAGCAAGAGGAAGUAUGACACCCCCAAGACCAAGAAGAACUGAGCCAAGGCAGAUGCCACCAGCACCCCAGAGCCCAGCAUCCCGUUGGGAUCAGGUCUGGAGCCAGCAACUCCUUCCACAGGGUGAGGUGGUGUCUUCUCCGACCCAAACCUGAACAUCCCAACCCCAAAUCUGCACAUUCGAUGUGGAAUCUCAAGGUGGGAACCACACCUUGAGCUGCUGCUGCUCCUCAAGGUGGGACACAAGAGCUCUCCUGGAGCUUCUCCUGGAAGUCCCGUUGUGCUUCCAGGAGCGGUGGGUUGGGGGGUUCUGGUCUUGCUGGUGGCUCUGAGGGCUUGAGGUGUGCUUUGGGACUGAGGAUUUUGUAAUAAAAUGAACGUGAAUGGAA
Strigops habroptila (Kakapo) is the source of this 1066-nucleotide messenger RNA. RefSeq names its product signal sequence receptor subunit 2 (gene SSR2). The coding region runs from base 169 to 720 and encodes 183 amino acids. NCBI's taxonomy places the organism in Eukaryota, Metazoa, Chordata, Aves, Psittaciformes, Psittacidae. The record is from RefSeq and is a predicted model, not a curated record. The transcript has 6 exons. Gene Ontology annotation, cellular component: endoplasmic reticulum; membrane.